AUGAAGCUUACACUCCUCACGGCGCUGGCGACCGCUACGCCGCUCUGCGCCGCCACACUCACGCCCAACUACCAGUACCUCCCUCCUCUCCGUGAGCAAUCGGCUCUUCAAGAGAAAUGGUACGCCGAGCGCCGCGCCACGAUUCCCGCCCUUCUCCAGAAGCACGGCGUCGAUGCCUGGCUGCGCGAGUACGCCGAAGACACCGUCUUCUGGUCCCUCACACCGUCCUUUUCGGCGCGUCGCCGGACGACCAUGCUCUUCCUCGCGCCGUCGGCCGCGGACCCGUCGCUGGCCACGGCGCACACCUUUGUCGACAACACGGCGCGGCUGUGGGACGACGUGCGCGCGGUGCUCGCGCAGCGGGACCCGGCGCGCAUCGCCGUCAACGCGCCACCCCGAGAUUGCGUUCGCGUCGGGCCUGCACGCGGGGGAGCUGGCGGCGGCGCGGCGCGGGCUCGGCGGCGUGUGGGCGGAGCGCUUCGUCGGCGAGGCGGCGCCGAUGCUGGCCGUCGAGAGACGGCGUGGGCCAUCAUCGCCGAGGGCUUCAGCGAGCGCGUCAUCACCCCGGGGCAGACGACGGCCCGGGACGUCGAGUGGUGGAUGCGCGACAAGAUCCAGAGCCUCAACUACACGACCUGGUUUCACCCGAGCGUCACCAUCAUCAAGCCGGACACGCCCUGGGGCGCGGCCGCCUCGGAGGAGGAGGACGAGGAGGAGGACGAGGAGGACACGCCGAUUGCGCACGGCGACCUGCUGCAUGUCGACUUUGGCGUCUCGGCGCUCGGCAUGCACACGGACACGCAGCACCUCGCGUACGUGCUCCGCCCCGGCCAGACGUCACACGACGACGUGCCGCGCGGCUUCCGCGAGGGCCUCGGCAAAGGCAACCGCCUGCAGGACAUGACGCGGCGGCACAUGCGGCCGGGGCGCACGGGCAACGAGAUCCUGGCUGCCAUCCGCCACGAAAUGGCCGACGAGGGCUUGGAGGGCAAGAUUUACUGCCACGCGAUUGGCGACUGGGGUCUUUCUGCUGGUACAGUGAUUGGCAUGACAAACUUGCAGGACCAGGUCCCCAUCCUCGGCGACCUCCCGCUGCUGGCCAACACCUGGUACAGCGUCGAACUGCGCGCCGACCACUUCGUGCCCGAGUUCAACGCCACGUUUAGCUUCCCGCUCGAAGAAGACGUCUACUGGAGCCCCGAGGGCGGCUUCGAAUGGGUCUAUGGGCGCCAGGAGCGUCUUCACCUCAUCCGGCCCGCUGGGCAUGCGUCCAAGCAACAAGGGUCGUCUCCAGAGUUGUAA
Messenger RNA from Cordyceps militaris CM01, 1302 nucleotides. RefSeq names its product Xaa-Pro aminopeptidase family enzyme. The coding region runs from base 1 to 1302 and encodes 433 amino acids. NCBI's taxonomy places the organism in Eukaryota, Fungi, Ascomycota, Sordariomycetes, Hypocreales, Cordycipitaceae. The transcript is spliced from 4 exons. The record is from RefSeq and is a predicted model, not a curated record.